GGUUGGGGCUGCGCGUGCGAAGGUGGCGGUGUAGGCACCUGCGCUCGGGGAAGGCUGGCGGCGGCGGCCGGGCCAUGGCCAGAGACCCCCUCCUCUGGGCUCCCUGAAGUCCUGGGGAGCCGUGACCCAUGGGAUCGUCGAGCAGCCAGGUGCUGGGCCAGCCGAGGCGAGCCCUUGCCCAGCAGGAACAGGGUGCCAGGGCCAGGGGCUCGGCCCGGAGGCCGGACACUGGAGACGAUGCGGCGGGCUGCGGCUUCUGUUACUGCCCGGGCAGUCACAAGCGCAAGCGGAGCAGCGGGCCCUGCUGCUACUGUCACCCGGACUCGCACAGGGACGAGGAUGAGGAGGAGGGGGACAAGCAGCAGCCGCUCCUCAACACCCCUGCAAGGAAAAAAUUAAGGAGUACAUCCAAAUAUAUUUAUCAAACAUUAUUUUUGAAUGGUGAAAACAGUGACAUUAAGAUUUGUGCUCUAGGAGAAGAAUGGCGAUUACACAAAAUAUAUUUAUGUCAAUCUGGCUACUUUUCUAGUAUGUUCAGUGGUUCUUGGAAAGAAUCCAGCAUGAAUAUUAUUGAACUGGAGAUUCCUGACCAGAACAUUGAUGUAGAGGCACUGCAGGUUGCGUUUGGUUCACUGUAUCGAGAUGAUGUCUUGAUAAAACCCAGUCGAGUUGUUGCCAUUUUGGCAGCAGCUUGUAUGCUGCAGCUGGAUGGUUUAAUACAGCAGUGUGGUGAGACAAUGAAGGAAACAAUUAGUGUGAAAACUGUAUGCGGUUAUUACACAUCAGUAGAGAUCUAUGGAUUAGAUUCUGUAAAGAAAAAGUGCCUUGAAUGGCUUCUAAACAAUUUGAUGACUCACCAGAAUGUUAAACUUUUUAAAGAACUCGGUAUAAAUGUCAUGAAACAGCUCAUUGGUUCCUCUAACUUAUUUGUGAUGCAAGUGGAGAUGGAUGUAUACACCACUCUAAAAAAGUGGAUGUUCCUUCAACUUGUGCCUUCUUGGAAUGGAUCUUUAAAACAGCUUUUGACAGAAGCAGAUGUCUGGUGUUCUAAACAGAGAAAAGAUUUUGAAGGUAUGGCCUUUCUUGAAACUGAACCAGGAAAACCGUUUGUGUCAGUAUUCAGACAUUUAAGGUUACAAUAUAUUAUCAGUGACCUAGCUUCUGCAAGAAUUAUUGAACAAGAUGCUAUAGUACCUUCAGAAUGGCUGUCUUCUGUGUAUAAACAGCAGUGGUUUGCUAUGCUGCGGGCAGAACAAGACCGUGAGGUAGGGCCUCAAGAAAUCAAUAAAGAAGACCUAGAGGGAAAUAGCAUGAGGUGUGGUAGAAAGCUUGCCAAAGAUGGUGAAUACUGCUGGUGUUGGACGGGUUUUAACUUCGGCUUUGACCUACUUGUAAUUUACACCAAUGGAUACAUCAUUUUCAAACGCAAUACACUGAAUCAGCCAGGCAGCGGGUCUGUCAGUUUACGGCCUCGAAGGAGCAUAGCAUUUAGAUUACGCUUGGCUUCUUUUGAUAGUAGUGGAAAACUAGUAUGUAGUAGAACAACUGGCUAUCAAAUACUUAUACUUAAAAAGGAUCAGGAACAAGUGGUGAUGAACUUGGACAGCAGGUUUCUGACCUUCCCUUUAUAUAUCUGCUGUAACUUCUUGUAUAUAUCACCAGAAAAAGGAAUUGAAAAUAAUCGUCACCCAGAAAAUCCAGAAAACUGAAGAUCUCAUCAGUUGGAAACAGUAGCACUUUGAAAACUUUCAGGCCAGCUUUAAUUUAAUGGCCCUACUGAUAUUCACAUCUAAGGUGACUAACAAUGACAAAGGCCUUAUGAACUGUACGGACAAUACAGAAGACUAUUCUUAUCCUCAUUGCAUUUCUAUGCAUAUACAAAAAAAACCAUUUUAAAGCCAAGAAAAUAUCUGUCAAACCAUUUCUGUCAGUACGAUGUCAACUCAUGCUUUUAAUUCAGCAUCAGCAGAAAAUGACUGUAGGUAAAUCUCACAUUUAUCUGCAACAAAAUAUAGAUUUAAUUUUUAGCUUAAACUUUUUUUCUACCUUAUGUUAGUGGACCUCAGUUAUCCAUCUGUAAAUUUAUUUUUAUUUGGCUAAAAUAAUCUAAAAGAAUAAUUUGGAUGGCCAAUUAGAAAUGCUCUUUUGAGCUGGGGCAUUUAAAGCUUUCCUUUAAUAUUUUUACCUGCUCAUUAUGAUUCCUCCUUUUAGUCUAAUAUCUUUCCAGUUCAUACUUGUUUUUAAUCAUUAAAUACUUUCUUCCUGGUUUGGAGACUAAGCUGAGAAACUUUUUUUAAACUUAAGCAUUGUCAUAUGCUAUUUUUUAAAAUUUGGCUUUCCUAGGAUUUUAAGAACAAUGAAAGUUAGCUUCACACCUUCAAAUGAUCUUGAAUGAGUGAAAAAUCAGUUUGAUUCCAGGGGUAUUUCUUGUCUUUUCUUUGACAGUCUGUACACCUUUAUUAUUAGUUUUUGAGUUAUUUAUGUACCAGAUAUUAUACUUUUAAACAUUUUAAUAUUCUCUGAUCUUUACAAUUAUUUAUGUUCAAAUUUUAGUUGGGAGUUUUGUUUCCUACUUAAGCUCAGGACUUGAUACCCUCUGAGUUGAGUGGCUUUGAGUGACAUGCUAACAGCAAUUUCAUAGUAAAUGUAAAUAAGGUCAGAGGAUCUAAUAUAGAAGCUGAUGACGCAUUAAUGUAAAAAUGGAACUUAUUUUUGUCAAAAAUAAGAUGUACACUUGUCAUGAUUUAUAUAUGUUGACCUUUUGUGUUUAUUGCUGUUUUGAAUAGAGCCAUGUUCAUUUUCUUUCCAGUUAGAGUAAGUACUUCUGUGGUUAAUGUAUAUUUUUAUUCUGGCUUUUAAAAUGGGAAUAAUUUGUAUGUAUCUGUGCAAAUAAUAAAUGCGCAUUUGGAAAAAGAUUAA
This is a messenger RNA of Pan troglodytes (chimpanzee), 2919 nucleotides long. RefSeq names its product germ cell-less 2, spermatogenesis associated (gene GMCL2). The transcript has a single exon. Lineage: Eukaryota; Metazoa; Chordata; Mammalia; Primates; Hominidae. Gene Ontology annotation, cellular component: nucleus. The record is from RefSeq and is a predicted model, not a curated record. Gene Ontology annotation, biological process: germ cell development. Gene Ontology annotation, molecular function: protein binding. Bases 129 to 1709 code for a protein of 526 amino acids.